AUGGUAAGCCCCCGCCGCUGGAGCAAAGAAGCAAAAGAAGAAGUGGUAUGUAUAAGGCGUACCGUCAUCGACGAUGUCCCCAAACUUACGCAUUUCCAAAGGUCCAAGGGAAAGGUCAAGGACAAGGCCCAACACGCCGUCGUUCUCGACAAGACCACCUCUGAGAAGCUCUACAAGGAUGUGCAGUCUUACCGUCUCGUCACCAUCGCCACCCUCGUCGACCGAAUGAAGAUCAACGGCUCCCUGGCACGACAGUGCCUUGCCGACCUCGAGGAGAAGGGCAUCAUCAAGCCUGUGGUCACUCACAGCAAGAUGAAGAUCUACAGUAUGGCCUCCCCCCUCUUCUCGCACGAACACUCUGGCCCCCCGAUGCGCUAUAUCCGAUCAACUGCUAACGUGACUCUAGCCCGUGCCGUCGGUGGUUCUGACUAA
Messenger RNA from Fusarium redolens, 432 nucleotides. RefSeq names its product S25 ribosomal protein-domain-containing protein. The coding region runs from base 1 to 432 and encodes 143 amino acids. The record is from RefSeq and is a predicted model, not a curated record. Lineage: Eukaryota; Fungi; Ascomycota; Sordariomycetes; Hypocreales; Nectriaceae. The transcript is spliced from 2 exons. Gene Ontology annotation, molecular function: structural constituent of ribosome. Gene Ontology annotation, cellular component: cytosolic small ribosomal subunit.